Messenger RNA from Hypomesus transpacificus, 1358 nucleotides. RefSeq names its product zinc finger protein 227-like. The coding region runs from base 2 to 1273 and encodes 423 amino acids. NCBI's taxonomy places the organism in Eukaryota, Metazoa, Chordata, Actinopteri, Osmeriformes, Osmeridae. The transcript is spliced from 2 exons. The record is from RefSeq and is a predicted model, not a curated record.
UAUGGAGACACAUCACUGUGAUACCUGUGGGAAGAGCCUUUCUUCAUCCAGUUACCUCAAGCAACACAUAAUGAUCCACACAGGAGAGAAGCCCUACUGCUGUGACCUCUGUGGUCAAACCUUCAGGAGUGCUAACCGUUUAAGAAUUCACAGCAGGGUCCACACUGGAGAGAAGCCCUACAACUGCGAACUCUGUGGUAAAACCUUUAGCCGGUCGGACGGUUUAAAAGUUCACCGCAGGAUCCACACUGGGUUAAAGCCCUACAGCUGUGACCUCUGUGGUAAAACCUUUAGCCAUGCUGCCCAUUUAAGAUAUCACCACAUGAGCCACACUGGAGAGAAGCCCCACAGCUGUGACCUCUGUGGUAAAACCUUUAGCCACGCUAGCAAUUUCAGAUAUCAUCGCAGGACGCACACUGGAGAGAAGCCCUACAGCUGUGACCUCUGUGGUAAAACCUUUAACCAGGCUGGCAAUUUAAGAUCUCACCGCAGAAUCCACACUGGAGAGAAGCCCUACAGCUGUGACCUCUGUGGUCGAAGUUUUAGGAAGGCUGCCACUUUCAUAGUUCACCGCAGGAUCCACACUGGAGAGAAGCCCUACAGCUGUGACCUCUGUGGUAAAACCUUUAGCCAUGCUGACAGUUUCAGAUCUCACCACAGGACCCACAUUGGAAAGAAGCCCUACAGUUGUGACCUCUGUGAUGAAGCCUUCUUUACGUCUGGUGGAUUGAAGAAGCACCACAUGACCCACACUGGAGAGAAGCCUUACUGCUGUGACAUCUGUGGUAAAACCUUUAGCCAGGCUAGCAAUUUCAAAUAUCAUCGCAGGACCCACACUGGAGAGAAGCCCUACAGCUGUGACCUCUGUGGUAAAACCUUUAGCCUGGCUGGCAAUUUUAAAAUUCAUCGCAGGACACACAUUGGAAAGAAGCCCUACAGCUGUGAAAGCUGUGAUAAAGCCUUCUCUACGUCUGGUGGAUUAAAAAGGCACAGUAAGAUCCACACUGGAGAGAAGCCCUACAGCUGUGACCUCUGUGGUAAAAACUUUAGCCAGGCUGCCCAUUGCAGAGUUCACCGCAGGACCCACACUGGAGAGAAGCCCUACAGCUGUGACCUCUGUGAUAAAACCUUUAGCCGGGCUGAUGGUUUAAGAUCUCACCGCAUGACCCACAUUGGAGAGAAGCCCACAGCUGCCCAAACUGUACCUAUUCAGAUCUUCUGUUGGCCAAUCAUACUUGAUCGUGGGCGGAGACUAGACAGAGAGGACAUCUGAAGGCUCCAAAGAGACUCAACCAGAGAGACUACAGAGAGAGGAUCAACCAGAGAUAAACACAACCAGAGAGACCAAACAGAACAAA